Messenger RNA from Leptinotarsa decemlineata (Colorado potato beetle), 494 nucleotides. RefSeq names its product lysosomal enzyme receptor protein (gene Lerp). Gene Ontology annotation, biological process: lysosomal transport. The record is from RefSeq and is a predicted model, not a curated record. NCBI's taxonomy places the organism in Eukaryota, Metazoa, Arthropoda, Insecta, Coleoptera, Chrysomelidae. Gene Ontology annotation, molecular function: D-mannose binding; signaling receptor activity.
ACAGGGUUAAAUCUCUUGGUCAAAUGAAUCCUUUAUAUGAAAACGACAAAGGACAGCUGGUUGUAGAAACUGAUGGUGGAUAUUAUUCUAUGGAAAAUCAGAAUUAUUACAGAAGCACAAUUUUCUUUGAAUGUUGUAAAAAAAAAAUUUGUGAGGAACCUAUAAAAUUGCUCAGUAAAACUACUUCGACCUUCAAUUUUACUUGGAAAACACCUGCUGCUUGUCCCAAACUGAAACCCAGAACCAGAUGCCGUUUCAAACAACCAUUCAGUGAUCAAUAUUCGUAUGAUUUCACCACGUUGAGUAGGACGGACUUGAAAUUGAAUGUUUCAGGGUCUGUAUACCUGUUCGAUAUUUGCCAACAUAAUGUGUCAAAAUGUAAAGAAAAAGCUUAUAUAGAUAUGGGGUAUACAAUAGAAUUGGUAAUUGUAUAUAACUCUACAUAUAUUUUACUCACUCCUUUUGUAGAGGUGCCAAUUGACUUCUCUCGUUGA